UUAUAUUUGGAGCGGCCUUUUUGAUUUUUGAAUGAAGAAGAAGAACGAAAUAUGACAAAAAUGAACAUAUUCCACAAUGGUUAACAAGAUAUAACGUAUAAAUUAUACAUUAUUUCCAAUAGCUGAUUCAAAUUUUACUGUUAGCAUAGACUUAAACAUGAAAAAGAGAAGCACAUCAAACAGUAAACUGACAAGAAAGUCAUCAGUUAGUAGAAGGAAAUCUGUGACUCCUUCAUCAAUAACCAGUGACAAACAAGUGGAUACUAACUAUGUUUCAAAUGAUACAACUUCCACAGUUCAGAUUCAUACUGCAUACUCACGUUGUAACAAAAGUGAUGCAUCAUCCACUGACAUUUCUGUCAAGCCAUCAACAACUGUUCUUAAUACUGAGAAUUAUAAUGUAUCCUCUCCUGCAUCAUUUACAAGUGAUAAUUUUAACAUUGAUCUAAGAAGUCCAAGAAGUCGUAAAUUAAGCAGAGCCAACACACAAACAACUGAUGUUAGAACACCAGAGACCUCUCCAUUUGUUAACAGUGAAGUUUUCAUGCCAUUAUCAGUGGAUACACCCCCAACUGCCUCACUCAUUACAGCUAAUGAUGAUGAUGAUGAUCUACCUGCUACUCAAAUGCUGGAUAACAGAGUAUUGAAAAAUGUAAUAGCCUAUGUAGAGGUGAGAUCCACUAAUGACAACAGAAGUGAUGCUAUUCGUAAAGAAUUAGAACACUUAGGAGCCACAGUGACAAAGAAAUUCACAGAGGAUGUCACCCAUGUUAUCUUCAAAGAAGGCAGCAAGAGAACAAAAACCAAAGCUGCUAAAAAUAAAUGUCAUCUGGUGUCAGUCCUCUGGGUAGACAGUUGCAAGCAGUACCAAGAACAUGUAUCUGAAAGACUUUACCCAGCUGUACUUCCUACCACUAACAAAGGAACACCUCUUUUUCUGGCAAAACUGAAGAAAGCUAAGUCGAUGCAGCCUAGUAACUUUGACGAAGAAGUGGCAAACAGUGCUGAAAGAUGCAACAAAAGAAAAAAACAGUUGGUGGAGAAAUUACAGUCUUCAGAAUGUACACCACAAAAUUCUCCUAACCUUGGUAGAAUACUAGUUCAAGAAACACAACCAAGAACUCCAAUUGAUAUCAAUACUCCAAUAAGACUGUUGAUUCCUGACACUCCACCAAGUAUGAGAGAGAAGAUGAAGCAAAUUAUGGCGAAGGAAUCAGAUACACCAGAGAGAGAGAUGGAGGAGGAAGAACCAUUACAGAGAAGAUUAUUUACUGGAGUUCAAAAUGUCAGCUUUGAAUCCAAUGAUGUGGAUCAUCUUAUGGAUGGUUUAAAUGAUGAAAUCAAAAAAUGUAUAGACAAUAUGCCUGAAUCCCCAAUACCACCUACCUCAUUAGAUAAACCAGUAUCUAGUCCAUCUAAUAACAAGGAUAAACCUAGUCAUUUGUCAGCAUUAACUUCUGAUCUUAAUCCAGAAAAAAAAUCUCCCAAAUCAAAAAAACGUCGGAAAUCUAUGGCGGUUGUAAAGUUUGCAGAGGAUGAAGUGAAAGCCAAAAGAACAUCAAACAGGAGAAAAUCUGUUGCUAUAUUUACACCAUCUAAAAUUGUGGAUAAAGAUUCGAGGCAGGAUGAAAUCCUUAUAAAACAGCCUUCAUCAAAAAUUUUGAAAGGAAAAAUGAUUGAAGUGUCUCCCUUGGCACAACAAUCAGAUAUUUCUUCUGUGGAAAUAUCUAAUGUUAAUAAUAAUGCAGACAACAAUGUGUCACAGAAAAGAAAAUCAGUCAGCAGACGUAAAUCUAUGGUGACCAGCAAGAAAUUACUCGAUAAUUCUGAAAUAGAACACCGAAAUUCUGUAGAAAAUUCUUCUGUGGAAUUAACUAAUGUUAAUAAUAAUGCAGAUAAUAAAAAUGUGUCACAGAAAAGAAAAUCAGUUAGCAGAUGUAAAUCUAUGGUGACCAGCAAGAAGUUACUUGAUAAUACUGCAAUAGAAAAUAAAAGUUCUGUAGAUAAGUCUGAAGAUAAAAAGACAUCAACUAAUGAAACUAACCUUACUGUGGAAAGAGACAGUGAUACAUGUGAUCAACAGGAAAAAGUUGUGGCUGGAAAAUUUGUAAUAUCAGUUGAUGCAGGAAAUAAUGUUAUAUCAGUGGAUUCAGUUAAACCACAGUCAUUAGUUGAAGUUUCUUCAAGUAUAGAUAUAGACAAUACAACAAGUCAGUCAGUUCGGAAAAAGGGACCCCAGAGAACAAUCAGUAAGAAAAAAUUACUUCCCCUAUCUGAUUUGGAUCCAGAUUUACCUCUUCUGUCAAAAACACCAGAUGGUUAUACACCUACCAGGAAACGUCAAUGGGCAUCUUGUAGUGGACUAGAAUCUAAUAUUUCUGCAUUGUUUCCUACUCAAUCACCGAAAAGGAAACAACCACGUAAAGGAAGUCUUUCAGAGAAAAAGUCAAGUCAAGAAAGUCAUCCAAGUGCCUCUGGUAGUAACAAUAUUGUAAUGCCAGAUGAAUUGACAUUACAAGAAACAACAAUCAAUUCUAGUACAGCUACACAGAAUGAUAACUCAAUGUCUUUAGCAUAUGGUGACUCAAUACUAAGUUCUCAAUCUAGUAGAUAUGCCCCCAGGCCAAGUAUUGAUGAGUUUAACUUAGCAAGAGGGAUUAAACACAUGAGAAGACCAAGGCCCGUAUCAACAUCUUCUUACAGGAAAUCAGACAGUGACAGUAGUGAUAAUAGUCUACCAAAGAAGAUAUACAGAAGAAGUCCUCCUACAAGACCAUCUCUUGUCAUGACAAGUCUUCAUGCUGAAGAACAGGAUCUUAUAAUAUCUGUUGUGAAGAGAUUAGGACACUUUGUGAUCUCUGACAAUGUAACAGAGACAACAACACACUUGAUAUGUGGUGGACCUCGGAGAACAUUAAAUGUGCUGUAUGGUAUAAUGAGGGGGAUAAUGAUUGUUCAUAAGCAAUGGGUGUUAUCAUCAUUAGAAGCGCAAUCAUGGUUACCAGGGGAUGAUUAUGAAGCAACUGAUUAUUUCCCAGUUGCAAAGGUCACAAGAGAAGGCAGAUAUCUUCAAAAAGAAAAUUAUAGAUCCCUGUCCCUCCAUGAAGUGGGUACAAUUUAUCUGGCACAGAAAACAAGUCCUCCAAGACAUCAUCUUCUCAAUCUGCUGAAAUUAUGUGGUGCUAGGAUUACCAACAGCCAAAACAAAGCCAGUAUUUAUUUGGGACAUGAGUUUUUGCCAGAUAAGAUAUGUGUGAAUCCUGUUUGGGUCUUAGAUUGCAUAACACAGCAGCAGCUAUUAAAUGUUGACAGAUAUUUACUUGGUAGACCAAAAAGAGAAAGCAGUCCAGAAUUCUAACAAUGCAAAAGUUGACUAGAUUAUAACAUAUAUAAAACAUAAGUGAUCAUGAUAUAGUUGUACAAUAUAUUUAUCUUAAAACAAGGAAGAAUAACAUUUCUUGUCAAGUGUGUUUGUUUUCUAUAUGAAUUUGAUCAAGGGCUUCAAGGGCACUGGAUAUGUCAUAUUUGCAAGUAAUGUUUCAAAAGUUGAAUAUAUUUAACAUUCAGAAAAAUUCUUAAUUUAAUCAAAACAUCUUAUAAAGUGGUCCAUUGAUUAUUUUUCAUCAGCAAUUCAGUUUAUGAAUUGGCCAGCUAUGUGAAUGCAUGUCUUAUAAUAAAACUGAAUUGUUUGAUAUUUCUGAGUACACACAGUUUUGCUUCUUACUUUAAAACAAUUUGCUUGAAGAUUGAUAGAAUUAAUCAAUAGUAGACCAACAAUCUGGAAACUGUGUUAGUUUAUACUUGGCUUAUACACUCUAUUAUAUGUGCAGUUUCUUAAUUUUGUUCUUUACUUCUUACACUAACCCUCAUGUUUGUAGAUGUCUCUUACUUUCCUCUGUUUUCCUUAGAAGAAAAUUGACUUCCCCUAAGAAUACUUUAAGAUCUGAUUUCCAUGACUUGAAAAUAUAAAAUAUCAUUGCAUACAUUUUUUAACCUAAUGUCUGUAGCGAAUAUAGCUGUAAAGAAUUAUCAAGUCUUCUGAUUUGAUUUGAAGAUCUAAGUUAUUAUAUUUUAUUUAAAAAAAAUGUUAAAAUUUUGCUAUUUAUUUAUUCUUUCUACUUAUUAGUAGAUCAUAAUGUUUUUAAUGUAUGCAUGAGGAAUAAGUUAAUUAUUAAGUGUUUAAUUUGUAUGCCUCGCCUACAAAAGUAGAGGAACAUUAUAUUAUCUGUGUAAAUAUAAGUCUGCCUGUCCUGUAUCAAGUUUCAGUUUAGGGUAGUUUGCGGCAAUAUGUGCCAAAUUAGGGUUAUGACCAAGAUUAAACAGUCCACUGAAAAAAAUUAGGGUUUUUAACCAAUAUUUCAUGUUGCAAUUGUAUGAAAAUUUCAAAUGCGCAAGCAGGUCAUGAUGUCCUACGGUCUCAAAUUCUUGUUAUUUUCAUUAAAAAAAUCCCAAAACUGAAUCAUUGGUAAAGUAUUGCAAAUAGGAAUAAGGAUGUACUCAAUUUUCUGCAAUUCAAAACUCAAAAUCUGUGAAAUUUUACAUACUUUUAGAAAUGAAGGAUAUUUUUUAAUUUUUCUUGCCAACAUAUAGUUUAGAAAAGUCAGAAUAGUAACAAAAUCUAUAUUGAAAUUUUUGUCAGCUUUGUAUAUCUGGAUUAAAGAAGCAUAUUCAAUAGCAGAUGAAUACAUGUGUAAAGAUUUGUGUUCAGUUUUUAUGCUAUUCCAGAAUUUGCGUGUGUGUCAAUAUAUAUAUUGCAUGGAAUGUUUGUAUAAGUAAUUUAAGAAGUUGUAACUGAAUUCAUAAAUGCAUGACUUGACUGUUAAUCUUUUUUAUAUAACUACAUGUAUAUUUUUUAAUACAGAAGUUAAGAGAUUUCACACUAGACUACAUGUUUCAAUACUAUCAAUACUAAACAUAUUAUCAGACUAAUCAUCUCAUACAAAUACUGGAGAAGACAUAACUAAGUUGUAAAAUUACUGUCUGAUCAAUUUGUUAUUUUGAACUUUAAACUAUACAAAUACUGGAAAUGCAAUGAAAAUGAAUACCUGAUAGACAUAAUAUGUAAUCACACAUUGGUAAUACAUGUAUAAUGCAAAUAGGGACUCAAAAACAGAAAGGUUAAAAAUGUAAAUUAUUUUCUGUUUUUAUUAAAUAUACAGUUUAUAAGUAUUUUGUGAUGUAUAAUAAAUGUAUUAAAAUUGCUAUAUAUAUUAAAAAGCCAGGUGCAAUAGUUAUUUCUUAUUUGCAAUCUACUCUGACAGCAUAAACCAUUUAAAUGAAGCACACAAAAUAUGAAUUUAUCACAGAUGUAUGUCAGUCAAGUUCAUAAAAAAUAGCAUUAAAUUAAGGAAUGAAUUAAAAAUAAAUUUUUCAAAUAUAUUUGUACAGAGUCAAUCAAAAGGAUGUUAAUUUUGACCUUUAUAACUAUGUAUUUGUUAUUAUGAAUUAAAACUGUUAACAAAUGGACUGCAUUGCAAUCUCCAAUGAACAAGUGUUUGGUGAUCAAUAAAUGAAUUCACUCAUA
Mytilus trossulus (common blue mussel) is the source of this 5524-nucleotide messenger RNA. RefSeq names its product microcephalin-like. The coding region runs from base 158 to 3358 and encodes 1066 amino acids. The transcript is spliced from 13 exons. Lineage: Eukaryota; Metazoa; Mollusca; Bivalvia; Mytilida; Mytilidae. Gene Ontology annotation, biological process: mitotic cell cycle. The record is from RefSeq and is a predicted model, not a curated record.